AUGGCUCUACGACAACUAUUGCCAAUCAGCCUCUUUGCAGCCCAGGUCAUCGGUGCUGCGCAUCCUCUCAUCACCCCAGCGCCGAGCUUAGAGGACCGCGAUCAAGCUCUUGCACGACGGGAUUUUGAUCCCGCCAGUUAUCUCGAUAGCGUCUUCAGUGGACUAGGAAGCGAUGUCUCGAGCUUCAUCGCAUCAGGCGUCCCCCAAUUCUUCCAGAAUCUCCCAGUUGGUGACCGCGUAGAAGAGGAACUUGGAAUUGACGACGACGACCUCAAAGCUACGCCAACUCAGGUUCUCAACGUCCCCGGGUACGCGAAUUGGACCGAUGAUGGGUGGAACGUCCGAAUACACGGAAACGUCUACAAACAGCCCAAUAUCAGUCAAGAGAAGCUCGACGACCUAGCCAACAUUUUCCUCAUCGGUGUGGAUAUCGAUGAACUCCCGGAGGAUCAGCAAAGGAACGCCCGCAACUUGACGGCUUCGAUAUUUGUCGUGCAGCAGGACAACGUGAGCGUCACCGUCAACUUCCAAAAUGAUGUGGAGGUUCACCCGGACGAGAGUGGCGGUGUCAUUAAUGCCAAGGGGGGUGCGCAGACCAUCGAUCUGCCGUACAACACGACAUUCGAAGGAGAUUUCGACGCGUGGUUGACGCUCCGAAAUACAACGGGAUCUGGUGGUGGCCACUUGAUUGCUGGAAACGCCACUGAUCGGAUUCAAGCGCUCAAUGUGUACACGAAUGGCACAGACUCUGGCAAUGCCACUGCCUACCUGGUUCCCCCAACCGGGUUCACUAUUGUCUCAGAUAUAGACGACAUCCUUCGCGUCACUAAGAUCUACGAUCCUAAAGAGGGUCUUCUGAACUCUUUCGCGCGGCCCUUCACGCCCUGGGAGAACAUGCCCGAGAUCUACGCCAACUGGUCAGCGACAAUUAACAAUUUCCACUUCCACUACCUCACGACGACACCCGAGCAGGCCACACGCAACUACAUGGAUUUCAUCUACAAGACGUACCCGCUCGGCUCCUUCGACACGCGGCCGCUCAACUUCUCGGACGUCUCGGCGACUCUCGCGAUCCGCCGGGCCCUGCUCGACAAGAUCUUCCAGACGUUCCCGCAGCGCAAAUUCGUGCUCAUGGGGGACACCACUAACUCGGACGUCAUGAAGGAUUACCCGCAGCUCGUGAAGGACUACCCGGGCCAGGUCCAGUGCAUCUUCCUGCGCAACACCACCGCCACGGACCCCACGGACCUCUUCCCCUACGACACCUCGGGCUUCGAGGACGUCGACGAGAAGCAGUACAUGUUCUUCGUGCACCCCGACGAUCUGCGGGAUGUGGACAUCGUAGGCGGCAACUGCCGGAACCCUGCCGUCGUCCAGAAUGUCACCUUCGGAUACCAGGGCCGCGGCUUCGGCAACGAGCCUGACUCUGCGGGCAGUGCGAUUGAGUGGACGUGGAGUGUGCUUUGUGCCGGACUUCUUGUGGCGCUGGGUCAGUGGGUGUUGUAA
This is a messenger RNA of Xylaria bambusicola, 1506 nucleotides long. RefSeq lists its product as uncharacterized. NCBI's taxonomy places the organism in Eukaryota, Fungi, Ascomycota, Sordariomycetes, Xylariales, Xylariaceae. Gene Ontology annotation, cellular component: actin cortical patch. Bases 1 to 1506 code for a protein of 501 amino acids. The record is from RefSeq and is a predicted model, not a curated record. Gene Ontology annotation, molecular function: phosphatidate phosphatase activity. The transcript has 2 exons.